Molecule: messenger RNA, 633 nt
Organism: Pieris macdunnoughi
Lineage: Eukaryota; Metazoa; Arthropoda; Insecta; Lepidoptera; Pieridae
Source: the annotation of a GenBank genome assembly
AUGUAUGGUACAGUGUCUGGUAGUAAGAACGAUUCAGGUAAAUGCAAUUCGUUGUUAGAACAACAAUUAGGCGGGACGAAACGAAAAAAAAUUACAAGAGAACGCAACAUAGAAAUGAAAAAAGAAAAACUAAUAGAUGCUGCAAAUAAUUUAUUAACCGACAGGGCGGAAACUAAUGCAUUCGGAGUAUAUGUAGGCAAGAAAAUUGAUGAAAUACCCCUUGGUCAACAGCGAGAUCUCGCUGAAAAACUUAUUUCAGACAUUUUGUUUCUUGCCAAGACUAACAAUUUAACUUUUAACACAAGAAUAGAAAACCCAUCAAGAACUAAUCACUAUUCUUCACAAAACUCCUCUGAAUCGUACUUCUUACAAUCUAAUCCUUUUUCUGCGUCCCAUACACAACAUCAAUCACCUGCUUCAUCUCAUUCUUACCUCAAGUCUCAACUAGUGAAUACAUCAACUCUAAAUUAUCUUAUUCCCACGCAAUCACCCACUCCUCCUUUCUUCCAAUCACCUGCAUACUCAACCGCGAAAUUCAUCAACCCCAAAAUGUCCUACUCCCAUGCAAUCACCCACUUCCUCUUAUCCACAACAUCAGCCACCUGCUUCACCGCAUUCUUACCUAAUUUCUGA